UUGUCGAGGUACAGCUUCAUCGUCCAUCUGCUUCUUUUGUAUCUCACAAUUACGGUGCAAUUGAAAUAUUACAAAGAAAUUUGCAUUAAAAAUCUAAUGGUAACUUUAAACUUAGAGCUCAUGAAUAUGACUUUUAAUGCAACAGGGAUACAUUGAUCAGUGUAUCAGUAUGCAAAUGUGUAGCUAUUAAUUAUUAAUUUAAAAGUAAAAUGAAUGAAUUAUAAAUUUUAAAAUUAUUUAUUAUUAAGUAUUACAAUACAUGAUGACUGAGCAUGAUGAUGAUCAAUAAUAGGCUUAGGCAGGCAGGGCAGUAACUUUAAAGUUAACCCGAAAGCUAAACCUAAGUUACUAAGCUAGUCAAACUUUAACUUUAAGUAAGACAUGAGUGGCUGGUUUUGAGUAGCCUACUUAAUUUUUCGUUAAAUUUAAGUCAUGCCGUGGUCGUGGUCAAAUUAGACAUCCAUCAGCGAAAAAAUUAAAAUAUGAACUUGUCCAACUCACUGUCAUACUCAUCACACUGUAAUUCAGUUUAUGACAUACUACAAUGGUCACUGUGACUGAGUGUGAGUCACAGUCUUAACUAAUCUUAACUGACUCAAUCACAAUACUGACAAUAUUGGAUACGGUACUUGUCGAAGCAAGGGACACUCCCAGAAAAUUUGUAUCGGAAAUGGGCGUCGGCGCAAUAGAAUCCGAGUUUUUAAUUUUUUUAUAUGCAUGUAAUUUUAAUAUUACAGGAGUCCUUUUGGUCCAUAAUUAAGGUCUGACUCCGCCCAUUCACAUUAGGCAGGAGAAAUGUUGAUCUACAUUCCCAUAAAGUUUUUUUGUUCUUUAUAUCAUGUUUAAGUUUAAGUGAGGAAAAUCGUAUGUCAAUAUAAGGCAUCUUUCUCUCAAAAAUGUUUAAAGAAAUUUAAAGAUGAUGUCUUUCAUAUUAAAUUCUGAUAAACACCAGAUAUUGAUGUGCAAGUAUACAAAUUCUCAUUGAUGUGCAAGUAUGCAAAUUCUCAUUGAUGUAGGUCAUGUCCAACGUUCGCUACGCAUGUCCAAGUAACCUGCAUUACCAUAAGGUCGCUCAGUCUAAUUUCGACAUGGCGUGGGCCCCGCCCCCCCCCCCCCUUUUUAAUGGUGAAAGUUGUCGAUGCUUAGGAAAUAUUUAAUUAUUACCACUAUAUUCAUCAAAAUAUUUUAUAUACCAUAAGGUCGCUCAGUCUAAUUUCGACAUGGCGUGGGCCCCCCCCCCCCCCCCCCUUUUUAAUGGUGAAAGUUGUCGAUGCUUAGGAAAUAUUUAAUUAUUACCACUAUAUUCAUCAAAAUAUUUUAUAACUUGUGUUUCAGAAUGCAUUUUGAAGACAUUUAAACGGGAAAGUUUUAAUUUGAGCUUUAAAAACCCUGUAGAGUCCAUAUUAUAAAUGAUCAGAAUUUUCCCUGUGCAACACGUUGUCAUUGGCAACCAUUCACAGCUACUUGCAUAACGGCUUUACUCAGAGUUUCAUUCAUAAGAGUUUGCCGUGUGCAAAAACUAUUAAACCAUUGGUCAGGGAAAGCUUUAAUUAAUUGUUCAUGUGCCAAAGUUGAAAGUCUAAAAUCAGUCGACCCUAUUUUAACAGUACUUUAGUGAUAGGGGAUGCGUUGCCUUAUAUAAACUAUAUAGUCAUUGCGCAUGACACGAUCAGCGGAAUGAGGUCACAGAAUGUGGAGUUGGAGUCCAUGUUAAAAAAGGACAAACCAAGUCGUACUUUAAAAAUUCAUAACUUUAAAACUACAACAACUAAAAUUACGAUUUUGGUGUUUUAAUUCGGUAAAAAAUUAGCUCUAUUCAACUAUGCCAUUUUAUUUUUACAAAAUGUUAAAAAUUUUUUUUACCAAAGUAGCUAGACAAUAUUGUCAAUAUCAAUAGGGAAUGUGAGUUGGCAGGGCCUUGCAGAGGAAAAGCUUCACCUGGGACAGUUCCUAUUCCUGUCUCAUCAAUAAAUGUUAUGACAUUGAAUAGGCACUUCAAAAAAAAAAGUCACUCGCGCACACCUUCUGCGCAUGUCGAAAAAUCAGGGAAAAACUUUUGUGGCCAUUUUCGCAUUUAACCAUUGAAAAUUGGCUCUGUGGUUUACUCGGAUUUUUGGGUUCUGCGUCACAGCUUUCGAUUACAUUAAAUAUUUGUCUUACGGUGAAGCUCAUAAAAUUUUCCCAACGAGGGGAACGUUUUUUUUUCUGUGUCACUUUUUUAAUAUACUAUCGGUAAGCUAUAAAUCUCUUAAAUACUUCUUUGGAGCAUUCAUACAUGAUUGAAACUGAAAAGCUCAACUAAUUUGGAUUGCUACUAAUAACUUUGAAAAAAUAAAUUUACCAUGUUCCAUUCAAUGUUAUUGCUUUCCACAUGUAAGAUCAACCCUCAUCACCAGAAAGAAAAAAAAAACAUCUGAAUAAAUCUAAGUAAAUUAGUAAAAGUUAGUUUAAAAAAUCAUAGAAAUGGAUAAGAUGAUACAAAUAAAUGGAAAUUAUGAAUAUUAAGUUGAUGGGAACUUGCAUUUUAAUUUAAAUAAUAAAAUUCCGAGAACUACCGGCACCAGUAUUAGGUCUAAGUCUAAUUGCUAAAUUAAGCUUAAUGCAUAAUGAACUAACACUAUUCUAUUACUACAAAUGCACUUAAAGGCCAAAUUUAAAUAGUAUUUUUAAAUUAAAUAAUUAUAAGGUAUUUAAUCAUAAAUUAGUACUUAAAAAUAAUUUAAGACAGAGAAUUAGAAAACAAAUGUCUCAUUAUAAUUAAUAAUAAUAAUAAAUUAAAAAAGAAAUUAGUUCUAAUUAGGCAGUGUCUACACCUCUGGCGCGCCGGAUGUAUAUCUCCCGCACUAUUUGUCCAGUGACCAAGUCACAUGACCGCCGGAAGAAUACUUUAUUGAGAUAUUUGUCCGGGUACCAAGUCACAUGACCGCCGUAACAAAGUAAUAGUGAGGGUGAUAAGUAAUUAAGUUUAAGGCGGGGAGGCUGACAGUUCACAAAGAAAUAAACCCUACAUCUUAAUAUAGGGCUGAUAUAGUGAUAGCUUAGCCUACUUCUCAUGCAAUACUAAAUACUAAUCCUGAAAUACAACUUUAUUGGCAUAGGUCUUAUUUUAUUUGGUUCAUAUUUUAAAUUUAGGCUUCAAGGUAGAGCACUACAAGAUGAUUAACCAAGAUAUGGGACUUUUUUCUUUGAAGAGUCGGAAUCAAAUAAAGUCUAGUAAUAGUAGUAGUAAUAGUAGGCCUACUACUAGUAAGUAUAUAUACCGACUGGUUUAAUAUUCAAAGUCAAACACUUUAUGUAUCUCAGAGCAUUUGAAUAUAUUAACAUGUUCAGCAUUUUUUUAUUAUCUAGAGAUCGGCUUACUAAUAUAUGUGCACAAUAUUGGAAUAUCAAAUGCAAUGCAACUAUUAUGACGGUGACCACUUGUCACAUGACCUGCCAGAAUAAUAACGCUUACUGGUUGUCCGGCGGUCAAGUGACAUGCCUGCCAGACGUAUAUCUCCCGCACUAUCUGGACGUGUAGACACUUCGUUUUAAUUAACAAAAAAUUUGAAUAAUAUUAAAAGGAAUUAAUAAAUUGUGUAGUUUAGAUUGAGGAUUAUGAUUGAAUAUGAUAAGAUGUUUUUCUAGGCUUAUUUCAGAAACUAGAGAAAAUUUUCUAUUGCACGACUCAGUGGAAUAAUUCCUUCCAAGGAGGCACGUUUGAAUGUAGAUAAAAAAGGAUUUUGAAGAAAUUUUAUUUGUAAUUACAUGCAUUCAAUUUUAUAGAAAAAAGACUACUUACCUUUUUAUAAGUAUAAGUAUAAUAAUUAAUUUAAAAUUUAACAGAAGCAUAUAAUUAGCUCAAAUUCAGUACCGAUACACAAGAUUUCUUUUUUCUUUAUCAGUAAAGAUUUUUCCAAUUUUUCUGUUCACAUUUUUCUUAACAUACCCUCAAAAAAUUUUGUUCAAAAUACAAAUUCCUGAUGUUAUUUAAAAGUUUUGUUGUUCUUUGUGGUUUAUAUUGCACUGAGAAUGUCUUCUGAAAAUAUGGUAGCAUUAUCUUUUAAAAUAAAAAAUUUGUGAACUGUUGUGGGCCAAAUGAGGCAGAAACUUGGAAAGUGGGUCACACGUUUUCACAGUUAAAUACAAAGAUAAAUAAGGGGGUAUAAAUAUAUAAAUAUAAUUACAAUAUUUGCACAUGUCUAAUUAAUUAAAGCUUUCCCUGACCAAUGAUUUAAAAUCUUUUGCACACUGCAAAAUCUCUUAUGAAUGAACCUAUGAGAAAAAUACUUUGGUUGAUAAGUACAUCCAAGUUACUGUGAAUGGUUGCCCAUGACAAUGGUUUGCACAGAGCAAAUUAUAAUAUGGACUCUUACCAGGUUUUUGAACCUCAAAUUAGAAUACUCUUUUUUUUUUUUUAUUUGCCUCCCGAGUUCACUCUUAAACAUAAGUUAUCCAGAUAUUUUAAUGUAAAUAGGGGUAACUAAGUGGACAGCAUGAUUGAUGCCUCUUGAAGUGUGGGGCUCAGGGGAACUGACCAGAUGGCACUGUCUGUUUCUCCACUGCCACCACUCAUAUCAGUCAUUGACUUUUAAUUGUGUAUAUUGCCAGAUUGAUUUCCAUUUGCUAUGUCCUAAAAUGCUAUGUUAAUAUAAUUAAGUUAAACUUCAACUGGACUUAUCAAUAGUUUUUUCAAAUAUAUUUUUAGAAUAGAAUGAUGCGUCGCCCACCUAGGCCACCAAUGGGUCCUCCAGGAAUGGGACCACCAGGAAUGGGUCCUCUUCGACCUCCAAGAGGUCCACCUCCACAUUUAGGUCCAAGAGGUCCUCCGAUGCCAGGUAUGGGAAUGCCCCCUAUGCCAGGAAUGGGGCCUCCCCCAUCUGGUCCUGGAGGAAUGGUUAGCAGCUGCACUAAUUCAAAUGACCCAGCAUCUAUGGAUUCAAGACUCUUUGUGGGCAAUCUCAAUACUAUUGUCCUUAAUAAAGAAGCAAUUGAAGGUAUCUUUAGUCGCUAUGGAAUGAUUAUGGGAAUUUCCAUGCAUAAAGGCUAUGCUUUUGUACAAUUCAGUCACCCUGAUGAAGCCAGGCGAGCAGGUGCCAGUGAGGAUGGAAAACAUUAUGCAGGGCAGGCUAUAGGUAUGUAAUAUGAAAUCUUUGUUGUCAAUCAUUUUAAUUGAUUUUCAGCACUUUUUCAAAUUUUGUCAUAAUCUGCAAUACAUAUAUAUAUAGACUAGUCAUUGCACAGGUAAGUUUUGAAAUCUUUUGUGUACAUUUUUCUUAACCUUUUUAUUACACAUUAUUUUCAGGAAAUUUUUUAAAAUAAUAUAAUAAAAUUGUCUGUCAUUGUAAGAUGAAGUUGGCAUAGUUUCACUUGAGGUCUAAGUGAAUUAAAUAAAUUAAAAACCAUUUAAUGUUUACUAACAAAUAAAUGUUAUAAUGUACUCACAUGUUUAAUUUGUAAAACAAGUUAGCUAUAGCAAUCAUUUAUUUUUUUAAUUUGAGUUUUUUUUAUCCCUAUAUAAUUUUAUUUCAUUAACAAUCUGCAUAGAAAAAAAGGGGCAUAUUCAAAACAAGCAUGACUUAUAAAUGACUGAUUUUUCUUGUUCUCAUUUGGCUGACAAUUCUGAUCAAAAUUUAACAAAUGGAGGCUGAAAUUUAUUAUCUAUUAUUACAAUAUUUAUAAGAUGAAAAAAGGUGCAAACUUAAUUAUUUAUUCCAAAAAAAACCCAGUAUAUACUUAAAAAUGUAUAAAUUAUGAAAGUGAUGUUUUACCCGUAAAUAAAAUUUGUAGUUUGACUUAAGUUACCAUUUCAUUAAAAUCACAUGCAAAUUAUUUUUGAUGAGUUGGUAUUGGUUCUGAUGUACAUGUAAUUCUGUAAAUUAGCUAUCGGGUCAUGCUGGUGUGAUAUAGCUAAUAAAAUCUAAUGGAAGCUACUUUUAUGAAGUGAAAAAAGAGUAAUAAGAAAUGUUAUAAUAAAUGAAGAAGAAGAAAAUUACCAUAUAAUCAUCAUAUAGUAAUUGAUAUUUAAUUUAAUUGAUUUUUGGAAUUUAGACUUCACUCCAGCAAAACUAUUGAAACUAUGUCUGCAUUGUAAAGUCUGAACAAAAGUGCAAUUUGGGCUUAAUAUUAAAAUUUAUAUGUAUUACCUGCAUAGGCACUGAGCUUGUCCAUCAUUUUAAUUUUUCACUUUUCUUUUGUACAGCUAUCAUAUAUCAAGCAUUGAACAUAGUUAUUAAUUUAAAUUUAUAGGGAUUAGUGAGCUUUAAUUCUACUGAAAUUCUAUACCCCAAAAUAAUCUAAAUAUUGCGUCUCAUAUGUUUUGUUUUUAGAAAAUUAGAAAUUAAGUCACUUUGUGGCUUUUCACUUUUACAAGUUUUACACCCAUUUUUAAAAUGAUACUUAAAAAAUAUUGAAUACAUCAUUUAUUUUUGCGUCUUUCAAUAAUGUAUAUGCGUUUGUAUUUGAAACUGAUAAUAUUUUCUUAUGAAAAUUAUUUAAAUAUGCAUUUCAAGUAUUAACAAAAACUAAUUUUGUAAUAUUACAUAAAUCAGAAUGUUAUAUCUUAAUUUUUUUUCUUCAUCUAAGCAGCAUUUUAUCGUCAACUUCCCUAAAAAAAAAAGCUUUUAAGUGAAACCAACUUAACCGAUAACAACUGCAUUGAUUGCCCUAAAAAUUUAAAAAAAAUUAUAUGACCUAUUGAUUUUUUUUUCAAAGUAGUUCUUUGUAACAUUAAUUUUAAGAUUAGAUUCUUUUAUUGAUCCAAAUAAAUGGAAAUAUGUUAUUAUUAAAUUGUACAUUUUCAUUAACAGUAUAUUGAUAAAGAUUAUGAUUGAGAUUUUUUAAACAAACAAUUACACAUAAGACAUUUAAAGUAUUUCUCAAGCACAAAAAUCAGCCUUCAUAUAACAUCAAGCCCCCAUUCCUUAAGAGAAAAAUGGACUUUAAGAGUGAUUGAUUUUAUAACAUUCAGGGAAGCAUGCUAGCUAAUUUUGACAUUGAGGAACAAAUGAUUUUCUAUAUCUUUCGUUCCUUACUUUUAGGGCAAUAAUUCACCCCUAUCCAGCUGAUCAUAAGUAACUGAUGAAGUGGGUGGGAUGUAUCCUUCAAAAUUUGUGUGAUAUCACUUGCUUUCUUUAUAAUUCUAUUUAAUCAGUGUGUUAAAGCAAAAACUGUAUACUUUUUUAAGAUAGAAAAGUCUUCAAUUUACUUUUUUUUUUAUAGAAUUAGGCUGUGGUCAUGCCUUGACAGCUUAUUUUUAAUUGGGUGAUUCCCCCUUCCAGAAAUCGACAACCAUUUCUUUGGUAUCUGAUACAUUCAAAGAAAACAAUUCUCAUCACUCCAAGGAAUAAAGCUUAUAAAUAAGUUGCUGUAUUAGCUUUCCUCUUCAGAUAAGCUAACAAUGGUGGUAUCAUCAACAAAUUAAAUGAUUGGAAUGGUGUUGCAUGGGUUCUGGAUUCAUUUGUACAUAUUGUAUUAAGGUCUUGGAGAACACAACCUUGUGGCGCCUGGUACUUAUUUCUCUAGUAAAUGAUAUUUAGCCAUUCACCUUCAUAUAUUGUUGGUGAUUUAUUAAAAAGAAAUCAGAAAUUUGAAUUUACAGUUGAUGAAGAAAGCUUUUUAAGCAUGAGGAGUUGCUAGAUAGUGUUAAAUGAUGAUGGAAAGCCUGAAAAGAGCUACCUAGCAUAUUUUUUAAGGCUGUUUAGGGGAUGGUAUUGUUAUUCUUCAUUUUAAAUUGUUGUACUGGAGAUCCCAUUGAUUAAAAACAUUUGAAGAGUUGUCUUUCAUGUGAAACAUUAUCUAAACAUCAAUUUGUAAAUGUUUUUCAAACAAUUUAAUAGGUCUUGUGCAAAAAUUCAGGUCCACAAUAUCUUUUCAUAUUAAAAAAAAAAUAUUUCUUAUAAACAAUUGUAUUAUUAUCUCCAUUCUUAUUUUGUAACUCCAUUUUUUUAAUAAUACAAAUGUUAUAUGCUGUAGCAAAAAGCUAUAACAUGCAUAUAUGUGGAUUAUUCUAAAAACAUCUGCAGUUUGUGGCAGUACCUUGAUUAUAACAGUAAAAUCAUAAUUCACCUGAACCUACUCAUUCAAAAUAACUACCAACCCUUUUUUCCUUGUCUGUUCUCUGAUUAUCAUUGAUCCAUUGUAAUGGUCAUUUAUAAUUAGAUUGGCUGAUAGUGAUAUUAAUAAAACUGUAUUUUUUAAUUUUUACACAAUUGUAUGAUUCCCUAAAAGGGUCAAACUUGACAUUGAAUCCUUAAAAAAUUUAAGUACAUCUGCAAGGUGUUAUUUUAACCCAAAAAAUCCCAUUGACAAGCUUUUCAUUUUUGUUUUUAUAUUUUAAAUGUAAAAAAAGUUAAAUAAAUUAACUUUUAUUAAAAGUUACUCUUCCACUAAUCCUUACAAUACCUCCAAAGAAGUGGAUUCUUCUAUUUCGAGGACAUUUAUUUUAGGUUAGUUGUAUUAAAUAUUUUUUGCGUGAGUUUCUAAUUAAUCAUUUGAAUAAAUUAUCAGUUAAGUUGACUUUAUUCUUCCAAUAAUAUUGAAUACAUUAUGUAAGAAGCAUACUAAUGUAUACUAAAUAAAUGUUUUAGGCAUUUAUUUACAAUAAAAUAAUUCAGAAUUAAGUACCUUGUCAAAAUAUUAUUUAUACAUAUUUUUUUCUCCAAGAAGUGUUAUGUACACAGACAAAAUUAUGUUAAUUUAUUUUAAGCAUAAUUUUUAUGAAUGUACACAAAGAGCUUCUAAGUUAUUUUUCAUUAAAAAAAAUUUUUUUAAAAUAAUGAAAUAACCAGUAUCUACAAUGUUGGCAUUGGCGCUAAUUUAAUAUUGCUGUUUCUUCCAUGUCUUGAUUUUACUUGACAGGUACGGUAACACAAAUCGGUUGACAAUCCCUCACUUAAACCAGAAGAGAAUUAAGCAUCAAGGUCUUAUUUUCAUGCUUACCUGGACAUUUUUGUGUGAACUAAUGUAUUAAUUUUUAACAGAUCAGAAGCUGAAUUGGCAUUGAAUUCUGCAAUACUACUUUUCUAUUUUCUAAGAACUAUUUAAGGCUAGAUGAAAAAAAGAAAAUGCUAGCUUUUGCCAGUCCAUAUUAUCAGUGAAAAAUGUUAACUUUUAAACUAAGUUUUAUACAAACAUCUUAUUAAUAAUAAAUAAAAUAUGUGAAGUUAGUCUAUCUUUUUUAUAGCCACUUUAUAUGGUAACAAGAUUGCAGUUUAUAUUUAAAUUGAAUAGAGAAUUAUAGGGACUUAUUUUCUGCCUGAAACUAUUGUUAUGGGGAAUUUUUUUAAAACGGGGAAAACCAAUAAAUAUUAAUGUUUCUUACAUUUGAUUUUAUUUGAAUUACCGGUAAAUCACAGAAAUGGAGCAAAGUUAUAGGGAAACUAAUUUACAAAUAUUACAAAUUAUUUUGAUGACUGGUAAGGUCUUCCACUUCAUUUAUAGCAUGAUUUAAUUUUAUUAGUUGCUAUUAAAAUUGGAGACACGAAAAUGAUAGGAUUUGAUCAACUGGAAUUCUAAAUAGUGACUUGAGUUAUUUAAAAAAAAAAAACAGCUUCUACUGUAUACAGCUAUUUUAUCAAUUUUAUUAUCCUCAAAGUCACAAUUUUUUAAAACAAACUUUUUAUAUAAACAUAUAAGCUCUUAUUAUUAUGCUUCAACAUCUCCAUAUUUUUUUUAAAAAAUACAUUUUUCAAGAAAGGAAAAAAAAGAAGGAAAAGUAUUUUUUAUUUCAGUUGGUAACAUUUUUAUUUUGUUUCAGUAUCCAUAGCUGAAGUUUUCAUCAUUGGAAGACUUUUGAACAAUCUGUUGGCAUCGGAUUAAAUAUAAUUUUUUAAAAGCGGCAUUAAAAAUAUACUUUGUUUUAUAAUUAAUUUUUCCUAUUUUUUAGUUUGUUUUAUGUGAGAUCAAAUUUAAUUUAAAGGAAUGCAUGCAAUAAGAUACAUUUUAAGCAUUUUUAUGGAAUAAUUUUAUAGUCCAUUCUCUUUUUAAUUGUUUUUUCUUAUAAAUGAUAAAAACAAUUAUGGCAAGCUUAAAAUAAAUUGAUUAUGGUACAUUCCUUUGCAUUGAAAAGUAAAAUAAAAUAGCCAUAUUUUAUUACCCAAAUAACAUUGGAGGAACAUCUUCACUUUUAAAUUUUUUACUCUUCUGAGACACUCUUUAAAGGAAAAAGUAUUUUUUGUGAGGCAAUUUUUUUGGGGUAGAUAUUUUUUCUAUUGGUCACCAAUUUUUUUCCCCAUUAUAGAUAUCAAUAUAGUGUCUCAGCCAAAAAACAGAAAUGCGCUGAAGCGCUCUGCUGGUGGAAGAACUGUUAAUGAUACGUAAGUAAUACAAUUAUGUAUUUUAUAUGGUUAGAAAUCAUCAAAGCCAACAGAUUUAUGAAAAUAGUAUUUUUUACUUUUUUUAGAAAAGAUUCUACAUAUUUUUUAAAUCGAAAAAAUUUUUUUUUUUAUUAUAUUAAAAUUUUAUUCCAAGAAGUUUUUUUUUCCUUUAGCCAUGAGGGUCAAAAAAAAAAAAAAAAAAAUUUUAUUCCAAGAAGUUUUUUUUUCCUUUAGCAAUGAGGGUAAAAAAAAAAAAAAACAGAGACAAGGAGAAUUUUAAAGGAUUUUAUGUCAUUCCACUGAUAUUUUAAAAACAAUAUUUUAUACAUGUAAUUAUAUAGUAUUUUACUAGUUUUAACAAAUCAUCAUAUUCACUUGGCAAGUAUGUCUUUUGUGGGAGUUCAAUGGGUAAGUUGAAGAUAAUUUGCUGAAGUUUUUAUAUUGUAUACCAUAUGAAUUAUAUUGUGGUAGAAACAAAGGCCAAUUAUUUAACUUAUUUUUAAUUAUUUUUUUUGUGGCAGCUUAACAUUUGUAACUGAUCUGUUUAAACUGGGACUCUAUAUGAAGUUUUAGAACAUUGUUGUUUGCAUUUAGUUCAAUCCCUUUUUUUAAAAGCUAAGAACUAAUUGGCAAUAACAAGGGUGGAUUAUAAACCACACAUUUUCAUUAGAGGUAUUAAAAGAUUUUACACCUGAAAAGUUAUUUAUAGAAAAAAAGAAUAUCUCUAGAAAUAAUUUCUGAAACUAUAAAGAUUUUUUUAGGAACGAAAUUAGAUUUGUAAUCAAAGCUGAUAUGAUCACGUUAAAUAAAUAUUAACAUUGUAACAGUGGCUGAUUAUAGAAAAGAAUGUACUAAAUAAGAAAAAUGAAGCAGUGAGAGAUAGUUUUUCUUGUCCGAUUUUUAUUUUCAUGACAAUCUGUAAAAAAAUAGUAAUGUGUGUUGAAAACUUUUUAUCUCCUUAAUAAAAACAGAUUAUUUUUAGGUCACCAUCAAGAGUUUUCAACAUUCUUACAUUCUGUUUUAAGGCAUGUCUCAUAUUUUUAGCAGUACGUUUGAAUUUUUUUUUUUUUACCUGUAUUGAAGAUUAUUUUUUUAAUGGUCAAUAUGUACCCAUAUGACAAUGAUCUCAAAUAAUACAAAGGAUUUUCACAUAACUGGGACUAUUUUUUACCUGAUUUAGAUCAAAGGGAAACUGUUUUCAUGGUUAAGUUUUCCUUUUUCAAAGACAUUUGGCAUAACAUAGGUAAUAUAUUAGCCGCCCAUUGUACUCUAUUGAAAAGGUUAUACAUGUUUGUCAUUAGGUAACUAAACAAUUUUUAGUUUUGUGUGUAAAGAGGUAAGAUAGCUGGCAUGGUCUCUUAAUUCUAACAAAAAAUUAUAAAAACAAUAUUCCUCACUUUUCAAAUUAAGACAAAAUAUAAGAACACUAAUCAUAUCUGCUAUCCAUAUCUGUCUAUAAUAUCAAAUAUAAAACUUUAAAAAAAAUAUUUUUUUUAAAUAUUAUUAUGCAUAACACUAAAAAAUGGUUGGAAAAAAUCAGAAAUUUUAAAUGACAAAUUUGCGUAUGUUUUGAUUUAGCAAUACUAUUUUUGUUUUUAUUUAUACAAACUUUUGUUGUUUUUGUCUAUUAUUUUAUCACAAUUAAAAAUUUACUCUCAAACCUGCUCCAAGCUCUAAUGUAACAAAUACUGGCACCAUUAAUAUUUAAACUAAUUCUAAAUAAUUUAAAAAUGUAUUCACUUUUUCUGUUUGAUGCACAGUGCAUAAAACAAAAACACUUUCAUUAAAAAAGAUCUCUUGAUGUAAAUGUAGUUGUGAAAGUGCCAUCCAAAGUUGUAAAAGCCUUUCAUUUUUGCAGAUAUUUUUGAUGUAAUUUGGGCAAGCAUACACAUUAAAAAGAAUAUAAGUAGCAACAUUAUUUCAUGCAAUUUUAGAGGAUUUUUUGGUGGUUUGUAUAAUUUUAGUUGAGUUUGAAGUAACCAGAAGUGAAUUUGCAAUUUUAAGACAAAUAGGCAGGACGUGUUACUUCAAUGCUUGAAGGCCUUCAUCUGGUUAAACAGAGCUUAAAAUAAAACGAGGUAAUAUAUUGUUAAAAUGGGGGAGAACAUUGUGUUUUCACAUAUAACUACAUGUGUCACCCUGUCACCAUUUUUUCCAUGUCUAAUUUGUUAGUGAAAUUGGUUUCAGUUCAUCUAGAGAUUUCUUGGAUAACCAUCAUGUGGCUCAGUUAAAACAUGAGUAAGUGUGUGGUGUGUUAGGUUUUUGUGCUCAUAUAACAGUUUAAAUGAAAUGUUAAUUACUAUAGGGAGCCUCCAAGUGACUACUAUAUAUAUUUAUGUAACAGCUCUAAGCAAUUUGAGAGAGAACAAAGUUAAGCGCAACAAAAAGGCUUAAUUGUAAUAGGAUUAUUUUUAGGCGCUGAAUGUAAAGAGCCAUCUCAACUCUUGUGAGUUUUUCUCUCACUUUAGUUUUUGUAUCACUUUAGUUUAAAUUUAUUUUUUAAAGAUGUUGAUUUAAAAAAAGAAAGGCUAAGAUUCUUUACGCUUAAGAGGUAUUUUUGACUGUUUAGUUUUGUUUUAAAUGGGUGUCUCGAUAUUUAAUGGAAUUUGCAUUUGGUUAUGUAUGAAGUAAUCAUGGCCUUGAGACGGCCAGCCAGCAAGGAAUGGUAGGUACAAAUUGUUUGUUUAGUUCCAAUAACCUUGUGAACAUUCAAUGGGGAGCUUCAAGUGGAGAAGGUGAGGAUAAACUGUUCUACCAGCACCAAGCUGUGUGUUAUUUGUGACUAGCCAAAAAAAAACUGAUGCAACUUAUGGCCAAAAUUUUCCUCAUGUCUUCAGCAGUCCAGUGAAGAAGUCUCGCGUGGACAACCUCGGCACCAACCAGUCAUUGCAGCGAACAUUGGUCACACUCAGUGGGGCUACUGAUCUGACAAACAAAAGGGUGGGUGCUGUUAUCUAGUAGAUCACUCUUCGUUCUUGAACAGAUGUGCCUUAGUGAAACAUGAUUCAGUAACUCGGAGUUAACAUUUUUAAAAUCAAACCUCUGAAAUUAGUUUUAAAAUGUGUCCCAAAGAAACUUGUACAAAAUCACCUGCAACAAAAUAAAUACAUUAAAACAAAAUUAUGACAUGAAAAAGAUUUAUGACAUAAAAUUCUGGUUGGUUCUUCGUCAGUCGGUAGUCGACCAUAACCACUUUAAUCGUCUGAGUUUGUGCUAGUUCUGUCUGGGGGUGGGCAGAUGGCUAAUGAGGCCGAUUCUGGCACAAAAUUCUCUUGUGCAAUAGGUACAGGGGAUUGAUGGCGAAUCUUCGAGAGCAGAGUCAGACGGGGCCUUCCUGGCAUGUCUCUUGCGCUCAGCAGCGCUGUUCUGCCAACUUCAUGUUGCAUGGAGCUCCUGUGUAAAGUAGAACGCCAUGAAGUUCGAUCCUUUGCUUUUUCCUCCCACGUAUCUGGGUUUAUGUUGAAAAUUCUAAUGAUGUGAUAACCUGAUAAUACUAAAUUAAUGGUAUUAUUUUUUUAAUUUGAAAAUAAUAGUAAUAUGAAGCUAAUUAAGAAAUGAAAUGUCUGCAUUUGAAUCCAGAAUAGCUCAUUGGUUUAUAGGAUAAGUUUUUGCUUGGUGAUAAUUAUAGUAGUAUGUUGGGUUUUGGAUUGAUCGUUUCAUUAUUAUUUUCAGCUGGCGUGUCACAUGAAGCAAAGUUCUGUGCUCAAUGUUGCCCAAAAAUUGCACUACAUACAAUUUGCUUACUAAUGAUUAUUGGAUUCUUUUCAAAUGAUAAAUAUGUAUAUGUAUAAGUUUAUAGUUGUGCAUCUACCCUUCACAAAAAAUAUUUUAUCCCAAUAUAAAAAUAGGUAGCAGCCAAUAAUGCUGUCAAGCGUGCUCUGGCAACAGUAGCCAAGAAGACAGUGAACAAAUCUCCGGCAGUAACUCGACCUGCUGCACCAACAAAUAAGACAAACACUUCUAACAGGCCUUUGGAUAACGCCAAUAAACCAGUUGCUGUUAAAACUACUUGUAAGUAUCUUAAUUUUUUUAAUGUCUUGCGUUUAAUAUUUGUAUGUAGACUUCCUUUUGUUGACAAUUAAUUAUUCAAUUUCAUUUUUCUACUGUUAAAAAAAAAAUGUGAAUAUUAAUUUAAAAAAAAAAAAAAAAAAAAGUUAUAUUUUAUUAAAACUAUUUGUAAGUAUCUUAAUUUUUUUAAGGUCUUUCGUUUAAUAUUUGUAUGUAUACUUCCUUUUGUUGACAAUUAAUUAUUCAAUUUCAUUUUUCUACUGUUAAAAAAAAAAUGUGAAAAUUAAUUUAAAAAAAAAAAAAAAAAAAAGUUAUAUUUUGCUGAAAUUCAUGAUUUUGUUCCCAUCUGUAAUAAUGUGUUUUGUGAUGACUUUUCACUCCUGCUUAAUAAUUCUUAAUUUGAAUCAAUCUAGCUCUUGAUGUUGCCAUUCCAGGGCCAGAUGUUCUCAUCUGUGGUGUGUGUAAGCUUCAGUUCACAAGUCUCCACAAUCUUGCUCAACACAAGAAAAUACCUUGUCAGCUUCGUGUCAGUACUCAGGCCAAAGAUGAGCCGUCACCAAAUUCUGGUAUGCCAUUUUUGAUUGCUCAUCUUAGUUUAUGAUAACCCAAAGGUUAAAUCUGAGUAAUCAUUUUUAAAUCUUAUGGAAUUUUUUUUUAUUUGCCAAGUGUUUUUAAGAACCAUAAUGAAAAAAUUUUGUCCAUGAAAGAUCUGAGGAAGAGGCAGUUGAAAGGGAUUUGUGAAUCUUAUUAUUUGGGUGUCAUUUUCUUAACAUCCUACUGAAAUGAGUUUACAUUUGAAUACCAAAAAAGAAUUCAAUUAAAAUAAGAAAUAUACUUGAGACUUGAGACUAGAGAUUGAUCAUCAGCUAGAAUAACUUUUAAAAAUUUGUAUGAAUAAUUAUAAAUUUGUGUUUAACCUCAACCUUUUAUUUGUCAGGAACUAAUGAACCCGUCAUUCUUUUGUGUGCCACGUGUGACACCCAGUUUAACACUGCCUGGGCUCUAUGCUUACAUUGUACAGAGGAGCAUCAAAUGAGCAUUUAUAAAAAAGAGGUUCGUCUGAAUUGCAAGCAAAAUAAGGUCCAUGAACUGCCGUUUCACAAAAGUAAAGCAAGUAGGGUGUCAAAGCUUUGGGCAGGACUUUUAAUUUCCACUGGCUUUUCUAAGUUUUUAUUUUAGAUUAAAACAUAAAGUUUUUGAGGUUCAUUGAUUAAUAAUUGUUCAUUUUUAAAUUUUAUUCAUAUGUACAUUGUGAGUAUGGCAAUGACUUAUGUCGAAAUUCGUUUAUCUAAUGUUAAAAUGAUUUUUUGAGUUUCAUUAAAUAUUUACUUUAAUAGUUUUGUUCACUUUAACGUCAUUCUCAACAAUUAAAAUUUUGUGGAAUAACCAAGGUGGGAAAAAAAGAUUGUGAAGUUUUUUCGUGGCAAAAUAUGCAAUAAGGAGAAAAGAAACAUUCUUCAAUGUUAUUGUUUUAAAUGUUACACAAACACUAUAUAUAUAUAUAUAUAUAUAUCAAUAUUGCAUCUUUUAAACUUGUUUACAGGAGGACCUUAAUGCAAAGGACAAGGACAAUAAAGUUGAUGUAAGUGUAAUUCAUGAGGAAGAAAGAUGUUUCAAGUGAAUAUGAAUACAUGUAACCAGUGGCGUGGCUAGGGUUAGUGCGACCCAUGAUGGUCAAAGCAUUUUGCCGCCCCCCUCCAAAAUGUAAAAAAAAAAGGCAUUUGACUGAAAUUGGGACCCUAAGUAUAGAGGUAUAAAGUGCCACCUGGAGUGCACUGUAUCCCCUUUCAUAUGCCAUUGCAUGUUACAUUCUAGUACGGUACCGGUAAUUGAAAAAUCAUACUGAUGGAUAUUUAAAAAAAAUAAAAUUAUUACAUACAGUUGAUAAAGUGACAUUUCUAAACAUUGAUCAAUAUAUAGCGGGACUUGUAAACUUUGACCAACAUGUAGCAGCACUGCUAAACUUUGACCAACAUAUAGAGACAUUGCUAAAUUUUGACCAACAUUACAGACAGUGCUAAACUUUGACCAAUAUAUUGGGACACUGCUAAACUUGACCAACAUAUUUGGAUAGUGCUAAACUUUGACCAACAUAACAGCACUGUUAAACUUUGACCAACACAUGGGGGUAUUGCUAAACUUUGAUCACCAUGUAGCAGUACUGCUUAACUUUGACCAACAUAACAGUACUGCUAAACUUUGACCAACACAUAGGGAUAUUGCUAAACUUUGACCAACAUAUAAGUACAUUGCUAAACUUUGUCCAUAUAUAGCGGCACUGAUAAACUUUGACCAACUUAUAGUGGCACUGCUACACUUUUACCAACAUAUAGGGACAUUGCUAAACUUUGACCACCAUGUAGCAGUACUGCUAAACUUUGACCAACACAUAGGGAUAUUGCUAAGCUUUGACCAACACAUAGGGAUAUUGCUUAACUUUGACCACCAUAUAGUGGCACUGCUAAACUUUGACCAACACAUAGGGACAUUGCAAAACUUUGACUAACAUAUAAGGACAUUGCUAAACUUGACCAACUUAGGGAUACCAGGUAGUGUUAAGGGGUUAGGCGCCCGAAAAUAACUAAAAUUUUCAAAAAUUGUCCAUUUUUUUAUUUUUUCAUUUUUACGAAGAUAAACAUUCUUAGAAUCGAUUACAUAUCAAUUGAUACUACUUUUUAAAAGAUUUGUUGUGAAACAACUGAUAUUUAACACCCCUCCCCACUCUAAAAAUUGACCUAAUUUUGGAAAUAAAAUAAAAUUCAUACAUAUCCCAUGUUUGAGACCUCAAAAAACUAGUUUUAAAUAACAUAAUGUGCUAUUAUUAUAUAUCAACGUAAAGGUAAAUUCAAGCAGUUUUUUUUAUUUUUAGAAUCGAAGUCAGUAAAUAUAAUUGCUACAAAUAAUCGGAUCCACAAGCGAAGUGUGUGUAGGAUUUUCUUCACUUCUAUUUAUAUAAUUAUUUUACCGAUUUUCAUUGGUCCGAACCGAGGGUAACCAAGAUACCGUUGACUCGCGCAUGCGCAAAUGCGUUGUUUAUGCGUGUUUACCGGAUCAUGGUUCUGUGUACAGAACGACAUUUUGCAAACGAAAGCAUCAGCAUAUUUUGAUUUUAAAAUACACGUUUACAACCUUACCCAUUCGGUAAAAGCCAGAAAUUCAAGGUAAGUAUACUAAAAAAAUGACCUUAAUUUAGCAACAUGCAAUCGGUGAUAGUUGAAAUUAUUCAGUUCGGACGUCAGUACUGUCACUGUGUUGCCUUGAUGAUUGAUCGUGCGUGUGGAUUGUUUGUGAGUUUAUGUUUAGCUUAUGCCUUAUGCGGAGAAUUACAUAAGUUUCUACUAUUAGUCUUUAUAUUUACCAAUCAAGUGAAUUGUUAAAUUAUAUGAAUCCUAAGCCUAUUUAUUUAUAGUUGUCUAACAAAACAACAUUGAUAAAUAAUCGAGUAGUUCAAAGUAAUAGUAUCUAAGACUAAGACUAAGGCUAGGACUAAAACAACAACGCAAUAUGCCGUAAUACUACUAUAAUUAUGGCAUGGUAUUAGCAUUAGCAGUAUGGGGAAAAUAAUUCGUAUUAGAAUCUUUUAACUCAAAUAGUUUAAUCUUAGCCUUAUUCAUUUUUUUUAUCUGCAUACAAUUAUUAAUAGUAAUAGCUAAUUAGUUUUAUAUUAUUCCUUAUUUAUAAGAUCAGUUCAAUUGACUAAUAAUAGUAAUUAUAAUAAAAUAAGUAUUUAGUUUAGCAAUCCUAAACAUCUAAAUAAUACUAAUAGGCUUAUUGAGAUCAUUUUCAAUAUAUUAUUUGCUAAAUAAUGUUUAUAUAAUUUUUUAAUUCCAUUCCAGCCCCCAAUUAGUUCUACCGAGCCGAGCAAAAGUUAAUUCUUCAGUGACAAGAAUUCUACAGAGGGACUGCUAAACAUUGAUUUCGAAAUGAUCAUAAUUCAAAGCUUUUACCAAUUUUCUUCUGUCUGCAGUGGAAUGGACGAAUUGCAGAAGCCAUAACUUACAGCUGAUUGCAAAACAAAAUAGUAAAUACUAUGAACAUAACAAUGACUAGAUUGUGAGUGGUUAGAUUGUUCAUAUCAACAACUGGAUAACCAAGUCAUUAUCAAUUAUAGACUCUAAGGCCUGAAGGACAAUGGCAUGGACUAUGAAAAGUUGCAAUCUAUGAUAUCUGCGAUAAACAAUCCAGCUGCACCGCAAAAUUUAUAACCUGCGCAAAGUAUAAAAACUGCGCUAUGCCGAAGACAUGAAACAUUUAUGAGCAAGUAUCUUCCCAAUUAUUACAUUUCUAAUAGACAAAUAACUCAUUCACCUCUGGUAUGAGGGACAUCUUUGAUGAAAGAAGUACACAGAAUAGGUACAAAAGUUUCAACAUAGCAUUGCUGCCAUGAAACUAUGCUUUAAUUUCAGUGAUGGUGACAGCAACAUAACCUUGUCAUCUAAGCAUGGUUAAAAGGAUCAUGGACAAAAGGGUUGAUUGGGGACUUUGGAUAACUUGUGUUAUAUUAUAAUGCUGAACAAAAAAUUCUAAUACAACACAAAUUAGCUUUAUUCCAGAGGAAAAAAAUUUUUUGUUUAAAAUUGUGAUUUUGACGAGAGCACCUGAUGAAGUUCAAGAAGUUAAAACCCAUGUUCCUGGUGCAUUCAACAGUUCAAUAAUAUAAGAAACCACCAUGUCCAUGUUGCUGAACAAAAAAAACUAUGUAAAAGAACUUCAUUUUCAUAUUAAACUUAAAAUUUUUCACUUUUAAAGUUUAAAAUUGAUUUUUCUCAAAAUUGUUUUUUUCUGUUGUUUUGUAACGUAGAAUUCUAAAAUCUCAGCUAAUAUACAAGCUAGAGUAAUAAAAUUUGGUGUGUAUCUUCCUUUAACUAUUUUGUGGGUAAUGAGCUAUUCAAAAAUCAAUUUGGUCAAUUACUUUUGUUAAAAUAAUUUUUUUCAUAUCCUAGGAUGGUAAAUUUUAAGCGUUUUCUGCCGAGGCAAAUUUUAAAAAUUAAAAAAAAAAAUGUUUUGAAAAGUUUUAAGGAAAUUAAACUAGCUCAGUACCUCUAAAUAUAAUUGAAGUUCAUGAAUCAAUCAAUUUUUAAGCAAUAUGUAUGUUUGUUUUUAAAAUUUUAGAACUCUACGAAUGGGUAUUAUUUUCAAGAUGGCCGCCGUUGCCAUGGCAACUAUAUAAUUUUUUUUUAUUUUAAAGCAUGAAAAUAUAUCUCCAUUCAUAGCUUAACAUGACCAUAAUAAAAUAAUUGCUCUAAGUUGGUUAAUUAAAAAAAAAAAUUUUUUGGUAGCCUGCCCCCUUAAGCUUUACCCAAUAUUUAGGGACAGCGCUAAACUUUGAUCAACAACCUCCCAGUCUUUGGGUCUGGUAGUGGGCAGGUGGAACACAAGUUAGGGAAAGUGGGGGCCUCAUUUAAAAAAGAUUUCAAUAUUUACAUUUUCUAUUUCUGAUAGUUGUCUAAGUACAAAAGAUCUGAUACCAUCACCCUAGUUCAGGUCCUUUCUUUAUCUCCCACUCAUUACCAAUUGCUAAAUAUUGUGUCUGUCCUCUUUCUCUUCUACUAUUGAAAAAAGUCUGACUCUUGAAAAUACUGUAGCAUUUAGUUAGCAGUAAAAUUUAAUAAACUAGUUUCAAGUAUGCAAAAACAUGUGAAUUCCUGGGUCAUAUGAAAUAAUUACGAUUGCAACAGACUGCUAAUAUGCUAAAUUACUUUUUAUGUACACUUGACCUCAAAGUUCAUUUAUCAUUGAUCAAAAAGGAGUUACUGUAAGUACUAAAAAAUUUAAGGUUUUUUUUCAAAUGCAAAAUAUUUUGGUGUUCCCUUAGGUAAAGAAAGAACAGACAAGUCCUGUAAAAGAUGGCAGCAAAGUGAAAGAGUCGGCCAAGUGACUUGCUGAGCUGGACUUGACAACAAGUUGACUGGGACGGGUUUUUACGAAAAUCAAAUCUAUUGUUCUGGAUCUGAUACUGAUGGCAUUUUAUGAUAAAGUAUUGACCAAACGGCUGUCUGGAUCAUUUUUUUUUAGUCUUGAGAUUAUAUUUGUCUCUGUCUAUUCAUGUUUCACUUAUAUGCAUUUCACAAUAGGUAAAGAGUGAGUGUGGUGCGAGGAUGUUGACACUGUUGGCAGAGCUUGACUUGCAGUCAAUUUAUUUUGAUUUGUAAAUCGGUUGCUUUCUAACCGAAUGGACAGUGAGGUCAUGAGAGGAAAAUACACAUUGAGAAAGGUGAAUUUUUCUAACCGAAAGGAUUUAAUAGCGACUUAAUAUGACAUAACUGUUACCAAUUUUAUCGCAGUUAGGUGCUGAUUUUUAAUAUGGAUAGUUUGAUAUUAUCAUUUUAAACUGUGCAAGGCAUUUGAAGGGAGAAAAACUACUUUAACUAUUUAAUCAA
Molecule: messenger RNA, 20683 nt
Organism: Lymnaea stagnalis (great pond snail)
Lineage: Eukaryota; Metazoa; Mollusca; Gastropoda; Lymnaeidae
Source: the annotation of a GenBank genome assembly